This is a messenger RNA of Abrus precatorius (Indian licorice), 1293 nucleotides long. RefSeq names its product aspartic proteinase CDR1-like. The coding region runs from base 1 to 1293 and encodes 430 amino acids. The transcript has a single exon. Gene Ontology annotation, cellular component: extracellular region. Lineage: Eukaryota; Viridiplantae; Streptophyta; Magnoliopsida; Fabales; Fabaceae. The record is from RefSeq and is a predicted model, not a curated record. Gene Ontology annotation, molecular function: aspartic-type endopeptidase activity. Gene Ontology annotation, biological process: proteolysis.
AUGCAUAAACUUGUAUUCUUCUAUUUUGCAAUAUUAUGUUCCCUUUUAACUUUGUUCUUUGUUUCUGCUCAUAAAAGCCAAUAUGGUAUUAGCAUUGAUCUUAUUCACCGUGACUCACCUUUGUCUCCUUUUCACAACUCUUCAAUGACCCCAUCAGAGUCCAUAAAAAAUGCUGCCUUACGCUCCAUGUCAAGAUCCAAUCGUGUUCUUUUAUCUCUAGAUGCAAAUACAACACUUGGAAGCACCAUAGUUCCUGAUAUGGAAGGUGGUGAAUAUCUCAUGAAAUUUUAUAUUGGUACCCCUCUUGUAGAAAGGCUUGCAUUUUUAGACACAGGAAGUGAUCUUAUAUGGGUACAAUGCUACCCUUGUGUGAGUUGUUUUGCACAAAAUUCUCCAAUCUUUGAUCCCAAAAAUUCUUCUACUUUCAAGAGCUUAUCAUGUGACACAAAUGCUUGCACUUUCCUUUCCCAUCAAUGUGGGAAUUCAAGGGAGUGCAAUUACUUUUACUCAUAUGGGGACAAUUCAUCCACUAGUGGUCACCUGGGUAUUGAAACCAUUGCUUUUGAAAACAUUACAAUUCCUGAUUUUGUUUUUGGGUGUGGACUUAAUAAUAGUUUUGCAUUCAAAAAUGAAAACAAAACAACAGGAAUUGUUGGUCUUGGUGGUGGUCCAUUGUCAUUAAUUUCACAAGUAGGUUCUGAAAUUGGUUUCAUAUUUUCCUAUUGCUUGCUUCCUCCCUCUGAGAAUUCCACUAGCAAAUUAAAAAUUGGGAAUGAUGCAAUUAUAUCUGGAAAAGGGGUUGUGUCCACUCCCCUUAUAACCAAUUCUUCUACACCUACCUAUUACUAUGUCAAUCUUAAAGGUAUCACUGUUGGACAAAAAACAGUGGAAACAGGUGAAAGUGGUGGUAACAUAAUCAUUGACUCAGGUACUACAUUGACAUAUCUCAAACCAAGUUUCUACAAUAAUUUUGUAGUUUUAGUGAAGGAAGCCAUUGGUGUUGACACAAUCCAAAAUCCACCUUCUCCAUACAACUUCUGCUUUAUUAAUAAAGCAAACAUGAACUUCCCUAGUUUUGAGUUUCAUUUUGAUGGAGCUAGUGUUCCCUUGGAUGCUACUAAGAAUCUCUUUACUAUUAUCAAUGACUUGUAUUGCUUGGAAGUUGUACCCUUCAACACUGACAAUAUUGGACUUGCUAUAUUUGGAAACAAGGCACAGAUUGAUAUUCAAGUAGGGUUUGAUCUUGAAGGGAAAAAAGUUUCUUUUGCUCCAACUGAUUGUACUAAGAUAUAG